UUUACAUUGUAGCCUUGACCUCAGACUGUUUUCGAUAUGGACUUAAUGCACUUUGAAAGAUGGAUUCUCAAGUGUUUAUGCCCUAGAAAAGUGUGACAUGUAAACUACAUAAGUAACUAUGCUUCCAGAAUGAUUGUAUUGUGGUUUUAUGUUGUCAUUCAGUUGACCAUUAUACAUGGAGAAUAUGUAGAGAGAAUAAUCGAUGGCCAACUGAAACGUUGUAUUCCUUUCUAUAACUGUCCCCCUGGAAAUGAAAUAUUGCCAUGUAUAGAAGAAUUUACCAAAGAACAGUGUCAGCCAUGCUAUAGUAAUGGGUCAGAAUCACCAGAAUCUAAAUUUGUACAACCUAAUUACAUUUCCUCUGUUGAUGGAACCAUAGAUCAACUGAAAUGUUUUAAACCUCUACAACAAACCAAUUUGAGGUUUGCUAGAUGUACUGGACAUGAUCAAGUGUAUUCCAAGACCCUGAAUAAAGGAGCGGCAUGUAUAUCUGGACAGGGAUGCAAAUGUAAAUUAGACGCUUGUUUCUAUGGUGAUCCAUGUCUUUGUGAUAACUUUUCACAUAAGAAAAGUGAAAAGUGCCGCCCAGACUUCCAUCUGGAUAAUUCUGGAAAAUGUGUUCCAUGUCCACCUGGAUAUAAAAAGGAAGCCAUUGGAUGUGGUCCCUGUCUCAGGGUACCAGGAAACAAUACCAUUAUAAAGCCUUCACCAUACCCUGAGACCACCACUGCAAGCAGUGCAAUACAGACAUACCAGCCAAAACCACCAGUUAUUGAAACCACUACUACUACAACAACAAGUACUUUAGCAACAGUCAUUGUGUCCAAACCUGGGCCGAGAGGGGGUGGUGACAACUCAACCACGCCAACGAUAAUUGGUAUAGUGGUUGGUAUUAUCCUACUGGUAAUUAUUGCAGUAGUAAUUUGUUUUCUAUACAAAAAGAAAAAAUUUGAAAAGAUAAAAGCUAUGUGCCAUGGGAACAGAAGAAAUGUGGAAGAUCAAGUAGUAGUUAAUCAUGAAGAGGAAAUGCAACCUUUGAACAGAAAUGUAAAUUUCAAUGAUUUAGGUCCAGAACAGCAGGAUAAUAUAAAUAAUAUAAGACAUAUGGAUGUCAUAGAACGAAAUAUUAGUCAUGUUAGUGUGACGGAUAAACCUGAAAAUAACAACUUAGCAAGGGUUGACAGUGAAUGUCCAAGUGUGAGAUUUAACUCAGGUAGUACUGUGUCUAUAAAUAGACAACUGUCAAACAUUACUGUGACAGACAGAAUAAAUAGUACUGCUUCAGAAAGUAGUCCUUUAAUACAAGAAGAAAGAUUAAAUUCAAACUCUCAAUGUGUAAAUCAUGCAAACUCUGUGCCUGAUAGACAAGUAUUUCCUCAUGGUGAAUUUAUUAUUAACCGUCAAGGAUUAAAUCGUUCUGAAUCUGUUCCUCAGCAGGUCUCAUGCGAGGAGGAUGGAGAUAUGUGUAUUAAUAUAGGAAAUUCACCAGUUCACAGUCCUACAAGUCAGUUAUUGCCUUCACCUACACGUUACCCAUAUUUGGACAAUGGGGGCGGUGCUUGUAUUCCACUGCCAGACUUUGAUAAUAUACAAUCAUCUAGUCCAGUCAUGAACACUGAACUUCCCAAUAUAGCAGAAUUUAAACGUUCAUUAAGUAAAGAUUCAGAAUCAUCAGUAGAUAAUAUUAACAGCACUUCUCCCUAUAGUUCUAUUCCAGAAGAAACUGGUAAAGAAAUACAAGAAGAAGUGACUGCUGAGUCCAAUCCUAGUACUACAAUGUUAGAACCACCACACAUGAGUGAUGUCAGAGACUAUAAUGAUUGUCAUAAUCUAUCUCAUGUCACAGACAUACCACAAGCGAGUGAUAUUACAAAUCAAAUAGACAGUAGAUUAGAACAGUAUAAUCAUACAGUGACAGGUGUUGAUGAGGAUUCUGUGUGUAGUAUACAACGACUGCCGUCAGAACAUGAGGAAGAGACGGCAAAGAAGAAUGAUUUAGAGAGCAAUUUAGAUUCAGGAAUGGCGUCAAAACUCGGUGAUUCUGAUCUGUCUUCUAAAUCAGACUGCUCAUAGCAAUAUAGUAAUAUGUUGUAUUUUAAUUGGAUUAAUUACUCUUAUUUUAGUGUGUAUAUACAUGUUAAUUAUUGAUUAUCAAGUAACGGAUAAACUUCUGUGUUUUAAGCUGUUUUAUUGAUAUUUUUGUUGUGUGAAACAUUAACAAUUUUAUAAAAUUUUAAAUAUGUUUUUCAGAAAGAAAAAAUGUUUAAAGAUUUUUUUUCUGAACCCCACUCUGGCAUAUAUUUAUUGGUUAGUUUUAAUGAAUGUAUUUUAAAUUUAUUUUUAAAUAUUUGCAUUUUAAGACCCCAAAUAAGUCUUUCUUGAAGAGCCUUAAGCACAGAUUUAAAUGGUCAUUAAAAAGUAGUGGUAUUGGUUUUGAAUUUUUUAUUGAAUUGUAUUUAUAUAUUUAUAUAUAUCUGACUAAAUUUAAUAGUAAGUAAAAUUCUUUGUACAAAGUUAUCUUUCAUAUUGUAGUUGCACUAAAAAAGCAUAUGUUACCUUAAUAGAAAACAGUAAUUACCCUAUACUGUUACCAUCAGAGAUAUGUAAUAAAAUUGAGAAUGGAAAUGGGGAAUGUGUCAAAGAGACAACAACCCGACCAUAGAGCAGACAACAGCCGAAGACCACCAAUGGGUCUUCAAUGCAGCGAGAAACUCCCGCACCCGGAGGCGUCCUUCAGCUGGCCCCUAAACAAAUAUGUAUAAAGAUUGUUUUCAACAUGGUUACUUUACGGGAAGGGUUUUGCUCAUCGUUGAAGGCCAUAAAGUGCUUCAUAGUUUUUAAAUCUUUAUCCUUUGAUCUCUGGUGGAUAGUUGUCUCGUUGAAAUUCAUUCCAUAUCUCUAUAUAUUCAAUACAUCAGGAGAGCCCUGCUAAACAGAUAUACUGAAUAUUUACUCAAUUCAUUUCUUAUUAAAGGGACUUAAAUCAUACCAACAUUUUAAUCCGUGUCACAUCAAUGAUUUGUAUAAUUUCUUAUUUGCAUAAUUUCCUUGUAUAAAUAGUUGACUCUCAUUGUCUCAGUUUGAAUAUCAAAAAGACCUAAAAUAUGUCACUGUCAUCUCAAAUUUCUUGAUAAAUAGGAAUAAACUUAAAACGAUGGCUUUUUAAUUCAGUAAGUUAAGCAUUUGACGAAUCAUGUGUCAGGUUGAAUUUGGUGCUAGAUAAACUUUGUAUUUAACAUUAUUAUCAGUCAUUUUAAAUGUUUGCUAAAGUUGUCUGUGAUGUUCACUAAUAGAAAUCAUGUAGCUGUACAGUUCAGACUGUUGAAAAAAAGAUUCUUUUAUUAAAAACAAAAUAUUUGCUAGUAUGCAAAUUUUCAUUGAUUUGUUGCCAAUACCAUACAACUUAAAGGUAAACUGAAUCAUGCUUCAAUUGUUGGAUCACAGUAAACUGUUACCUCAAUAUAUUCAGGAAAUUAUCUUAAUUGUCUCUACCCGUUAUCUUUUCAUAUUGAUAUUAGAAGAAAAGAUAAUAUAUAAAGACCUUACAUAAAAAAUUAAAGAUAAUUAUACAUUAACAACUUCCAAUGAAACUAUAGAUUAACAAAAAAUAACAAUCAUAAAAUUUUAGCACAAGAAUUUUGAAUGUAUAUAUAUUCAAAUAUAGGCCAAUACGUGUCUUAAAGAAUGUAUGUUAAGCAGAAUUAAUGAACAAGUUUUCGUUGCAAAAACUGUCAAUAACAACUGAAAUAGUUUAGUUAAUACUUUAAAGUUGCUAUGGAAACAAUUUUUACAUGUGUUUUUAUGAUCAAAAAAUAAAUUGCAUUUCAGUAAUUAGUAAAAUGUUUUGAAUUUUGAAAUUUAUAGUUUUUGUAAAAAAAAAAUUGUAAUCAUACUACUGCAAGGUUGUAGAUUUAUUUAUUACCCAGCAUACUGUACUGAUAAACUUAUGUAUGGUUAAAUAUCAUUUACCUUUUAACUAGUUACUUAUUAUGUAAGUUUAUUAGGUGUUUUAAUUUUCAGUGAUGGUGCAAAUUUAUGUUGUCUGGUAAUUGUAGAUGAUAGUUCAGUAUUUAGAUGUUCUGUCUCUGUGCAGUUUAUUAUAUUUUAGGCUGUAGUUUGUUAGUUUCAAUAUUGUUCAAGAUCUAUAUUGGCAUGUUAUUGUUUUUUUAGGAUGUAUAUGUAAGUAUGCAACACAAAGGUUAAGACCAUGCCAUAAUCACAUUUGUCGUUAUAAUCAAAGUUUUAUAGCAUGUCCUAAUCAUAUUUGUCAUUUUGAAAAACUGAUACCGUUAAUGUUAUUGAACUAAAGUUUCAUAGAAAAACCCUAAACAAUAAUUUGAUAUAAACAAGACUUAGGUCUGAUACUUAUGGAUGAAAAUUAAUGAAAAGAAAAAUCUUAAAUCCAUGUAAUCAUUGGAAACCCUUUAAAGGUCUUGAUCAGAGUUUUUUUUGGUAAAGAAAUUUCAUACCCAAACAGUUUUUAGUCAGGUAAUUCAAAGGUAGUUUUUUUCAGGUAAUUCAAAGGUAGUUUUUUGUCAAGUAAUUCAGAGGUUGUAUCAGCAGUGUUGGUCAUCACUACCGUAGAAAGGCUUGUAUAGUCAGCGGUUUUAUUCUCCAAAAUUGGACCUUCCAGACGGGGUGCGGACUAUAGAGUGCAAUAAGCAAGAAAUAAGAGAAAAGUUUCAAUUUCGCGGGCGAGGUGGUUUGUUUACUUUCCGCCAUCUUUGUUAUUUAUAUUGUAGAGGGCGCUCUUAUCAUUUUUCAAACUAAUAAUUUUAACUCAUCCAUAUUAAUAAGUUAUUUCUAUUCAAUAUCAAAUUAAUACUGAUAAAUAUAAAAACUAAACCUUUCAUUACAAAUUUCUCGUUUCUUUUCAAUGCAUUGGUUGAAAUAAACUGGUAUCUGCUUGAUUGAAACGAUACAAACAUAGUGAAAAAGACAACCGUAAACCAGCUUAGAAUUUGUAAACUACAAAACGUAAUCGGUUAUUGUUCGUUUCGUUUUGGUGUUUCAUACUGACUAAUAUGGUUUGUAUUAGCUUAAGGCCCUUCAAACAUUAAUGUGAUAGAUAUAUUAAAGACUGUUUUACAAAAGGAUGGAACUGUUUUACUUUCAAAGUCGUAUUAUAGUGAUAUCUGUUAUGUACAGAUUUAGACUCACACCGGUUAGUUUCUUCUUUUACACGUGCUUUUUAUACUUCCUGUUUAAACAUACACAAGUUUCUAAAUUGUUUUUUAAGUGAAUUAAACUUAUUUUAACAAUCAUGAAUCGUUCUAGAAUCAUUUACAAGCAGUUUCAGCUUCUGUUUGAUGAUGGAAAACAGGUUUUUCCAAGAAAAUACAGCAAACAACCGCACAGGAUUUGAAAUUACCGGAGUUUCAUUAGACCUUUUCUAACAGUUACAAAAAGUUUUUUUACCUAAAAUUUCGUGGGGAGAAGGGGGUGCGGACUAUGUACCAGUGCGAACUAUACAAGCCUUUCUACGGUAUAUAUUUACAACAACAGAAAGCAACAUUGAAUCUUAUACCCUUAUACCAUUAAUAAAAUUGUUAGAUUCUUAUACAAAUAAAUGUAGAAAGCUUUACUUGACUGUCCCAAUAGAUUCUCUUCUUUGUUUUGCAAGGUAGACCAAGAAUCCUAGUGUUUCACCCGUACCAUAGAUGUAUAUGUUGGUUUAGUCAUACAAAGGUAUUGUUGGUUUAAAAUGGUAUGACUGAUAACACCAAUUUUAAUAAUAUGGUUACGCCAAGUUUUUAGUGGUUAGCUUUUGUUAGCAGUAUGACAUUGGUUACGCCAAGAUAUUGGUGUUUUAAUUGUGAUAUUAUUACAAUAAAUGAUUGUUGGUAUUACAUGAAGAGUCCUAUCUCAGUAUUAGUGAUUUGACAUGGUAAUACAUGAUGCUCAACGUUUUCAGCAUUCUUUGUUUCUUUUAUAUGCAAAAUAUUCUGUAGCUUUAAUACACUUUCAGCUGUGAUAUCUGUUGUAUUGUCUUUAAAAUAUCUUUACUCAGACAGACUUGCUUUUUCUUUUAUUGAUCUUACUCUAUUUAAACCUUAUUGAUAUAUAUUUAUGGCAGUAAAAAAUUUUGGUGUUUUUUUUAGGGAGAUCUACAUCACAAACUUUCAGAUUUGAUCGAAUACAUAUGUAUAUCUACAACACAAAAUUGUAGAUUUGAGUAACCUUUCCAACAGACCAGUAUUGUACCUAUAUUUCCUAUAUUUUUCACACAUUUGUUACAAUGACAUAUUUUUGUUCUCAUGAAUUUUGAUUUGAUUUUGUUCAAUUCAUUUAAUGAUAUUUUUUUUUAAAAGUGCAAGUCUGGUCAAUAAAAAAUUAAUAGGAUAUGAAAUUAAACGUUCUGUCAUUUUCCCCAAGCUAUAAUUUUCAAUUUUUAGUUGAUUGAAAUUUCUGAAUUAUGCAACUUUAUCAUGGCAGCCUAAUAGUUUAAGCAACAGUUUGAUGCAACACAAAUUUAUGAAGACUUUAUGAUAUACUGGUACAUGUAUAAACCAAGAACAUUUAAACAUUUUGUUAGGUCGCUAGGCAACAUUGUCAAAAAUAUAUAUUUAUAGUUGUGAUAUGUGUGUCAGUAAUGUUUGUGUAUACUUGAAUGAUAUUAUAUUUUUGACAAGUUUUAUUAGAUUCACCGAAUGUGCCAGGAUUUUUACAAGUAUAUAUACACCCAUUCAUUUUACUCAUAUUAUAUACAAUGCAUAUAGACUUAUUCCAUUAAAUUCCUUUGUUAUAUAACCAUAUUUUAUUGCUGUGUAAUACAGUAUUUGGGGAUUAUUACAUCUGUGUGUAUUUGUCUUUCUAAAUCUAUAUAAAGACCACCCUGUACUGAAAAGCAAAAGAGUAGAUUUUGGUAUUUAUUGUUGUGUCAACUCUACAUAAUUUAUGAUGUGUAUUCUCUUGUAGCACCAAUUUUCUAAUUCUGUGAAGUGAUUUUUCUUGAGAGUUUAUAUUCACCAUUUCUAGAGCUAAAUGGUGGGAAGCUAUUUACACAAUUUUAUUAUAACUUGUUUUUCUUGUUUCUGAUUAUACUUAUUUCCUUAAAGAUUAAAUUGACCUAUGGGAAUAUGAUUAAAUUGACCUAUGGGAAUAUUUUCUUGAUUUAAAUCAAAUUCUGAAAAAGCGAAAAACCAACCCCUGGUAAAAAAUUUCUCACUAUAAAAUAAAUGUUAUUAUACAACAAGUAUUGUGCAACUAUAUCAUGGCAACCUAAUAAUUUUGCAAAUUAAAUAUUUUGUCUAUGCAACACGUUAAUGAUUGUUAUGUUGAAAUGUAAAUAUUCAUUUGUACUAAAUUUAUUGAGAUGUUAGAUUAUAAUGUUGAAAUUUUUAAAAGAGUUUAUAAAGUCUGUUAACUUUUUAAAUUUUCAUGCAAAUCAAAUGUAAAAGUAGUACUUAUAUAUCAGUUAAUUUUCAAGUGAUAAAGUGUGUAAAUUAAUAUUAAGGAUUUUGUCACACUUAUAUCAUACUUAAAUCAAAUCUGAACUAAAUAAGAAUAUAUGAAGCAAUAUGUUAGCAUGUGCCUUACAUAUCAUUAAUACAUAAUUUCAGUGAUAUAUAAUGCUAUCAGGUUUUAUUUACUAGUGAUCUUGCCAUUACAUAUUAAAUUGGCAUUACGCAAUAAACAUUUUUUGCAUUAGUGACUACAAAAAGUAAUUAGUUAAGUUUGAUAACUCUAUUAAAAACUCUACGUUUUAAGCAUUAGUGAUUUUGAUUUUAUUAUGUCUUAGAAAACAAUUAAUGAAAUAUUUGUUUACUGAGUUUUGUCAUUAGAUUAUUGAUAGUAUGUUAUAUCAAUGGUUUAUAUACAUGUAUACUGAGUGUAAUUUAGUGACAGAUAAUGACUGACUGUUUAACUUUUAUUGUGUAUUGUAAGGUUGCUGUCCUGUUGACAUUUAUCCUUUUAUUUGGGAGGGUCAAUAUGUUAACUAUACAGACUGACAAGUUCAGUUAAUGUUUUGAGUGAAUAAUAUUAUUUUUCUUUAUUUCUUAAAAGCUCAACCAGUAUUGCUAUAAUCAAACAUAUAUUUUAUAUAAGCGCAUGUAUAUAUUCACUGUAAAUAUUAUGUCUCUUCAAAGUUGAAUCGUGUAUAAAGUUAUCUUAGGUGUAAUAGUCAUUCAUGAAGUGCUGAAAGCUUUCCUUAUUGUAAAAAGUGCCAUGCUUGAGUGAAAUAAACCUCAUAUCUCAUACAUUUAUUUAACCCAUCUUUGCUCUUAACUUUCACUGUUUGGAGCAACAUUUCUGGGAUUACAAACAAGGCCUUCAAAGUACAGAGAAUAAUUCCCAGUAAUAUUAUUAUCCAUAUCUUUAAAAUGCUAACAAAUUUUCAAAAUGUUUUAUAUCUCUGUUCUAAAACAAUCUUUAAAACUUAAGAUUUAAUGAUACUAUUCUCAAUAUCCUGGAAAAUUGGCUUUUAAAAUUAUAUAUAAAUGUUUUUUUUCAAUUCUGUUCAUAUUACAAUAUUUUAAUCCAUUAUCAAAAGGUGAAGGCUAGCUAUGUAGAAAUAAUUCUAAUGAAAUAAGAAUCAAAUAAAAUGAGCAUAUCAUGACAUUAGAUUUCAAAAAAUUUUAAUUAUAAAUUUUCAUAUUUGUCAUUUAAUGACCACAUAUUUUUCUUAUCACAAUUUUAUUUCUGUCAUUUGAUGACAUAUCGUUACUAUAUUCACUAGGGCAGUUAUUGUUUUUACCUAAAAUUUAUUAAUAUUUAAAUUUUAUACUAUUUGUUAAGUGUAUCAGAUAGGAUUUUAAUGUAUAAAUUCAAUUUUAGCAAUAUUAUCAUUUUUUGUUUUAAAAUUGAUUAUUUGUAAUUCUUGGAUCUUAUUCGGUUAAUGAUAUGGAGUGAAGUUUUUGAUGAUUUUGUCUACCUUCCUAAGAAGGUAGCCUUCUCAUGUUAAAAUUUUAUCUCUGAAAUUGAAUUUAAAGCAUAUCUGCUUUUUUCAAAGGAUUGGGCAUUUGUUGCACUAGGAAUUUUUUAAAGUUACACAUUUGUAAACAACAAACUUGGUUGCAGUAACCUUCUUUGCUAAUAAAAAAAUCUGUGAAAGGUUUGAAAUUAGGCCUAUUCCAAAUAAGUUAUUUUGCCACCUUUGGGGUCAAUUAUAUUGCAGAUGUAUUUCAUUGGGUUGUCCGGAACAUAUUUUAGCAUUAGGUUUCAGGUAAAUAAUUCAGGGUGUGAGGCAUUUAAAAGUGCUUUUAAAAACCCAUAUAUUCCUUUUUGUCUAGAACAUCCCUUAAUCUAUUUUGAAUUUUUACUAUAAGUUGAAAAGCCAAUGAAGAUAACUAAUGAAUUUAAAAUAAUGAAAAGUUUCUAUUUUAAAACAUUGUGUGCAUUCUUUCAGAUUUUGAUGUAGCUUAUAUGAUUUAUGCUUUCAUUUAAAUGAAGUUUUCACCAUAUAUUUGAUGCAUUAAUAGAUUUUGGUAAAACACAAAGUGAUCGUUAUGUAUAAUGAAACCCUUGUUAUAUUCAGCUGUGUUCCUUCCUGUUUUGUCUUUUAUGUAUAGAUCCAUUUUAUUAACUUUAACCCUCAAAGGGGUCCUACUUAAAAUAAAUAAAAUAUACAUU
Molecule: messenger RNA, 9573 nt
Organism: Mytilus californianus (California mussel)
Lineage: Eukaryota; Metazoa; Mollusca; Bivalvia; Mytilida; Mytilidae
Exons: 13
Coding region: 130-2073 (647 amino acids)
Source: RefSeq, a predicted model, not a curated record